This is a messenger RNA of Sinocyclocheilus rhinocerous, 2543 nucleotides long. RefSeq names its product RCC1 and BTB domain-containing protein 2-like. The coding region runs from base 157 to 1581 and encodes 474 amino acids. The record is from RefSeq and is a predicted model, not a curated record. Gene Ontology annotation, molecular function: protein binding. NCBI's taxonomy places the organism in Eukaryota, Metazoa, Chordata, Actinopteri, Cypriniformes, Cyprinidae. The transcript has 11 exons.
UCAUAUAUGACAUACUGCCAGCUGAGAAGACUGGGCACGUCCACAUCUCUGCUCUUCUCACUCGUAGUCAUGCAAAACUGACCGCUUUACUAUAUCUACAUCAUCCUCUGAGACCCGGAAUGAAGACUUGGGAGUUUAAGUUAACACAAGAGUAGUAUGCUGGACGUGGGAAAGUGGCCGGUGUUUGCCCUCCUGCCCCCUGAGGAACUGCGGCUCAUCCGCCAAGCCUGUGUGUUCGGUAGCGCCGCAAAUGAGGCUAUCUACUUUACCGUCAAUGAUGAGGUGUUUGCACUGGGGACGAACUGCAGUGGCUGCCUGGGGCUCGGGGACACGCAAAGCACCAUUGAGCCCAGGCGGAUAGACAUCUUGUGUGGGAAAAAAAUUGUGUCUUUGAGCUACGGCACAGGACCACACGUGGUCAUCGCCACUGCAGAUGGAGAAGUUUACGCCUGGGGUCACAAUGGCUACAGUCAGCUGGGUAAUGGCACCACCAACCACGGUCUGACUCCUGCCUUGGUUUCCACCAACCUCAUCAGCAAGAGGGUGACAGAGGUGGCCUGUGGCUCUCAUCACACCAUAGCCCUCACCACAGAGGGAGAGACUUACGGCUGGGGUUAUAACUGCAAUGGGCAGCUUGGUUUGGGUAACAAUGGCAACCAGCAAACCCCUUGCCGGAUCGCCGCCUUACAGGGAAUCAACAUUGUACAGGUGGCAUGUGGAUAUGCACACACAUUGGCUCUUACAGAUGAAGGAUUUGUUUACUCUUGGGGUGCAAACUCAUAUGGGCAGCUGGGUACUGGCAACAAAAGCAACCAGGCUGUGCCCACCCUCAUCAACAUGGACAAGGAAAGAAUAGUGGAGGUUGCUGCGUGUCACACCAGUCACACAUCAGCGGCGAAAACACAGAGCGGUCAGGUGCUGAUGUGGGGUCAGUGUCGGGGUCAGGCAGUGGCCUACCCUCACCUCACACACUUCACCAGCACUGACGAUGUCUUCGCCUGCUUUGCCACACCGGCAGUCACCUGGCAUCUUCUGUCUGUGGAUGGAGAUGACUACCUGACUGUUGCCCAGUCGCUAAAGCGAGAGUUCGACAGCCCAGAAAUCUCUGACCUAAAGUUCCUGGUUGAUGGGAAGUGUAUUCACGUGCACAAAGCCCUGCUUAAAAUCAGGUGCGAGCAUUUCCGAGCAUUACUGAAUGAGACAGAUGAAGAGACCAUAGAGAUUCAUCAGUUUUCUUAUCUGGUGUAUCGUGCAUUCCUGGAGUACCUGUAUACUGAUACCAUUAACCUCCCACCUGAGGAUGCCAUUGGUCUGCUGGAUUUGGCCACGUACUACCGUGAGAGCCGUCUGAAAAGACUGUGUCAGGAGACCAUCAAGAGAGGCAUCACAGAGGAGAACGCUAUAACACUGCUCUCAGCUGCUGUCAAGUAUGAAGCCCGGGAUCUGGAAGAGUUCUGUUUCAAGUUUUGCGUUAACCACCUGACGGCUGUCACUCAGACGCAGGCCUUCGCCGACAUGGACCACGAUCUGCUGAAGAACUUCAUCAGCAAAGCCAGCCGCCACGGAGCAUUCAAGAACUAACAGAAAGAUAUUGGCUGAGGAGGUAUUUUGUUUUGGCUCUGCCACAUCCAGGCAAGUUAUCUCUAAUACCUCAGAUUUGGGGAGAGAGGAGCCAAAUUCAUGUAGUUUGACUGUGAAGAAGUGGUAAAAGCCACAGCACUGGUUGUCUUCUGGGUCCCAGUGCCUUUAAAUGACAUCCCCAUCUGAAGCCUGAUCUGAUAGAUCUAUGUAAAUGGAAGAAUUCAAGACUGGAUUCAAAGGGAUCAGACGAGUCUCAAAAGAUUGUAUUGAAAUACAGUAGCUAAACGAAAAGAAACCUCUGAAGGUGCUCUAUGAGGAAGGGAUUCAUCUGUGCAUAAGCAAAAGGGAAGAUCAUCUCAUGUAGGAGAUGGUUGAUGGGAGAAAGAGUUGCUUUUCUGUUACUGAAUUAUUAUUUUGGAUCAAGAUCACAAUCAUUUGCAACAUAUUUCCAGUCCUUAAAUAUAUAAUAGAUUGGAAAGUUACAGUCAGCCAAACAAGUUGUCCAUCUCAAAUCCAUCUAUCAUUGUCAUCAUGAUGGCCUUUAUAAAGCAGGCCAACAGCUGUACCUCCAGUGGGAGGUUACCUGUGUCAUAGGAUAUCAUGUUUUUUUUCCUGGUAUUAGAAGAAACUUUACUCAGUAAUAUGUCUUUAUAGUGGUAUAGUAUUAUUUUUAAAUGUAGUAUUAAGUGGCUCCAAUUUUAUUUGCUGAUCCAACUAAUGUCAUUUAUGUUUUUUUUUUUUUUUACUGACAGUAAUGUUACUUUUGAUAUGUUUGCGCUCUUUCUGUGUAACAGUAUUAUUUUGAAUAUGUCAGAAGGGUCAAUGUGUGUGAUUUUGUCAAGUCAUAUUUUUACAAGCACUAACACAAGUGUCAGGGUGAAAUCUCUCAAAAACUGUCAAGGAACUGUGCGGACCAUAUUUCAGCCCAAAAUGAAAAAAAAAGAAACAGGAAAUUAUAUUUU